Molecule: messenger RNA, 2144 nt
Organism: Bacillus rossius redtenbacheri
Lineage: Eukaryota; Metazoa; Arthropoda; Insecta; Phasmatodea; Bacillidae
Gene: dgt1
Product: KAT8 regulatory NSL complex subunit 2
Exons: 9
Coding region: 499-1980 (493 amino acids)
Cellular component (GO): NSL complex
Source: RefSeq, a predicted model, not a curated record
GGCCGCAUUAUUUUUUUAAUUAUAUUUAACGUGUUUAAGAGAGCUACAAAUAUACCAAAAAGCAAGGAUUUUUUUUAUUAAAAGUCCCGUAAUCGCAAUGCAUGGUGGUGACGUCAUGUGAUAUCACGUGCUGCUAUGCGCAGUAGUGUGUAAACAGUUGGUAGUGACAUCAGCUGUCUUCGUAAUUCUCUAGUGAAGGAUGUUAGAAUAUAGAUUUUAUAUUUGUAUUGUGAUGAUAUGGGCCAAACAUUCAAUUAAAAUUGAAUUAAUGUGAUUUGUCAAGGUUAAUAAAAUAUUACUAAACUAACUAAACGUAAAUUUGGGUAUAUUUUGCACCUCUUCCCAGAAAUACAUAUAUAAAAAAAUUUAAAAAACUGCCCAUGAAAAUGUCAAUUUAUUUUAGAAAUCUAAUCACAUAUGAACAUAAUUUAAAAAAUUCUAAUGAAUUCACACUUGAUUCAAUGAAUUUUUUGUAUCCACAGUAAUACGGCCAGUAUCAUGUCUGCGACCAGCGCAAGCCAGGCAGCGAGUGCCACGAAAGCACCAGCGAAGCCCAAGCUCUGUCAGUUCAGCCAGUACAGCUGCUCGAAGACGGCGCUCCAAGGAUACAGUUACUGCCUGAGGCACAUCCUGGAGGAUCCGGCCGCCCCAUACAGGCAGUGCAGUUAUGUUUAUCCUGGCAACAGCAGGCGGUGUGUUAUGCCGACUCCCAAGGACGAUAAGGCAACGUUUGGGCUAUGUUCGGAGCAUGCACGCAAGUCUCAGAUAGCCCGCCAGAGAACGUUGCGGAGGCACAAGCCACCUCCGACGACCGAGACGUUGCUUCUGUCGUUGGUCCAUUAUGUUCGGCCCGGCACCAGGAAGGCUGGCGAGAGCACCUCGCAGAGCAGUCUCGGCACAGGAGCCGCCCAAGAGACAGGCACUGUCGUCAAAGCCCUCAAUCCAUUUGUUGAUAUUAACGCUGCGAAGGUGAAUCAGAGUGUGUGCCGUGUGCUGGAUUAUGCUAGCGAGUCGGAAAGUGAUGUCGAAGGUGCGACCGUGGACACAGCGUGGCACUCUGAAGAUUACGACUCUUCGGACGCUGAGAGCGUGGACAGUCAGCAGGAAGAUCCCCUCAAAUAUAGUGGAGUGUAUACCGUUGAAGAGAUAUCAAUCAUUAUGAGAGAGAAACUGAUACGCCUCCAAUCCUUGUAUAUAGAACAAUUUAGGCGACUUCAACAUGUUUUGAAAGAACGUCGUAGAAGAUAUCUGCACGCUUUGAAAAAGGAAAAGGAAACACUCUCAAGUAUACACAACCAGCCAAAAGAAACUAUCAAAGAGCAAAAAUUGUAUGCAAAGUUAAAGGCCCUGAAUAGUUACCAUCGGCGUAGUGGCAUCGAAGCAGUCAUGCACAAAAAGGAAUUGGAAAGGCGUGCAUUGGCGACAGAGGGUGUGACUGUGCGGCCGGCUCACAUCGUGAAGUGUGUCUUCACGGAGGGAGGUGUGAAGUGUGGCGAGAGAACGUUGCCCAGCGCAAGGCAUUGCAGGAAGCAUAUUCUUCAUGACAAUCAUCAAGUUCUUUUCCGUGCCUGUGGUUGUACACAAGCAGAUAUUCAGUGUAAGGAACCUGUUCUGAAUAUUUUUGAAGGUGCUUCAUGUGUGUAUCAUACUAAUCUGCCACCUCCACCUAAGUCAACCAUCAGCACCACCCUGCCGGAUUUAGAUGUUGGUGGCCAGGACAGUUCGAGUCUUGAACUGAGAGACCUAAAAGUGGAGUCGAGCGACGACAUGGCAUGCCAGUUCGACCCAACCUCGCCACAUCACAAAGAUUCCCCGGAUGUGGGGAGCUCCACCCCUGGGGAGGCGAUGGAUUACGCUUGUGACGGCGGUGAUGCGUCCAUGAAGCAGGAAGAAGUGUUCAGUGAAACCGCAACCGACAUCGGCAGUUCCGACACCACAUUGACUGCACACUCGGACAUGGAUGAAUCAUACGAAAUGUAGCUGUGCGAGUUCUUGUAGUCAAAUAAUUUAAGUGCAUUACCUCCAGAAAUUAUUUAAAUCCAUGUUAGGAUUUGCUUCCAAGAAGCAUGGAUAAUGUUAACCUGAUGGCAGAAUUCUCUGUAAAUUAAUAUUUUGUUUGUUCAGUAAAAGUUGUAUGAAGUUGA